Molecule: messenger RNA, 1299 nt
Organism: Penicillium egyptiacum
Lineage: Eukaryota; Fungi; Ascomycota; Eurotiomycetes; Eurotiales; Aspergillaceae
Source: the annotation of a GenBank genome assembly
AUGUGCGUUGCCCAGCAGCAAUCGGGACAUGGUAUGCCUAUGUUUGUCAACAAAACCCAGCGAAAUGAUUUUGGCUGCGGCCGCCCAAGUUCUGAUCAGAAUGGAAUGGCUAUCAAAGGUUACGGCGCCGGCAUUCACCCAAUUAAGUCCAUCGGGAGGGAUAAGGGUACCCGCCUUCUUGAUUAUUUUGUCGCUUUUAUUCAACAGAACAUGUUCACGAUGAGCUUCUCAUCAAUUGUCCCGGAGCUGCUUCCUCUAAUUUCGACUUCCUCCGUCCUGUACCAUGCAGUGAUAGCGGUUGGUGCUUUGGAUGCUAAUCGAUAUACCGGCGGUCGCGCACUACAGGGAGAGAAACCCCCCUAUGUAGAUGCCAUGACCUCUUACCAUAGGUCAAUGGGUAUUUUGCGGUCUAGUCUGGGAGACAGUAAUGUCAUGCAAAAAGAGGAUGUUCUUUGGGCUACAUUUUUCCUUGGACUGUUUGAGUUGCUCUCAGACGAUUCUGGUGAAGGCUGGGUCAAGCACAUGCUCUAUGGAACAUCGAAAAUGCUCCAGCUUGCAGGACCAAGCGAUUGCAUGUCAUCGGCCCGAAGGACAUUCUACGACCUGUUUCGUGUCCUCGAAGCCAGCCGAGCGUUACUCUAUAACGAAGAAACAAUCCUUUCUCAGGAAUGCUGGCUUCGGCUUCAAGAGACCUUGUCGAGCGAUGCCAUUCGAUGGGAGCCCAUGGAAGAGAUUAUAACCCUCAUGAUUGAGACAUCCGCCUUCAGCCUACGAGCCGGGACUAUAAUUCGGAUGAUUCCUGACGCAGAACGGUUCACGGAUCCGUCAGUUGCUCUUAUUGGGGCUGAAGGACUCGACGUCCAAGAAACUAUCUAUAACUGGCACUCAAAGACGUUGCUCCAGCUGGUCCAGGAUGGUCCUAAUCAAUAUUCAAACUUAGCUUUGCUGUAUUACCACGCUCUGCUGAUCUUCCUCUCUGGCAACUAUGACUAUUUUCCAUACUGGGACCAGAUCCCAGCCCCGGUGUUAUCACCUGCUGAAAUCACCGAACACCUGACUACGAUCCUGUAUCUCUCGGGCGAGGUGUUGCGCCACUCCAAGAUUCCUGGAGUGAUGCUGUUUUUCCCAAUGACCGUUGCGGGAUCUCGAGCCCGCACGGUUGAUCAAAAAUCCAAAAUACUGGAUCUGCUCGACCAGGUCUUUCGCAAAGGAUUCGUGGUCGCAACCAGGAUACGGGAUAAUUGCCUGGAACGGUGGGCCAAGAGGGAUCGAGAAGAGACAAUGCAUCUGGCCACCUGA